This is a messenger RNA of Lymnaea stagnalis (great pond snail), 13117 nucleotides long. The record is from the annotation of a GenBank genome assembly. NCBI's taxonomy places the organism in Eukaryota, Metazoa, Mollusca, Gastropoda, Lymnaeidae.
AAACAAUAUGGCGGCGGGUGGCUAUAGAACCAGCGAAGUUGAAGAUUAAAGCUAAAACAAAGGUUGUUUUAUGCUUUGAUGCAGAUUUUCGUGUUGUUACUUGCUGACGUUAUGCCACUUUUCGAAAAUAAAGGUAAAAAAGAGAAGUUACAAUUAAAGAAGAGCAGAUGCUUUGAAUACGAUGAGUCAACAGAAUGUCCUGACAUUUGACAAUUCCUCAGUUCAUUAUACACAGAUUCUCAGCCACAGUGAGCGACAGGGUUCAGUGAGUUCAGAGUCGCUGUCCGUGAUGGGAAACACUCAUUCAACAGCACAGAGAAGAAAUAAAAGUAACUUUUGAUUAGAGCUUCUCUAGUCACCUCAAUUUAACAAGUAUCAGUAGUAACACUUGUAUUUGUAUUACUUAUACUUAAAUUGCCUGGGAUUAUUGAAAUUAAUUUUAAAACUAAAACAAAAGUAAUCCACUAAAAAAAUGUAAGUUACAUGUUGGGUUAACGGUAUGGGUUUUGCCAAGAGUUGUCUCACACUAAGCUCAGUGAUGUCACUAUGGGGAAUCUCUACAUUGGAGUAAAUAUACCAAUUUGUAGUACAUGAACACUUUGUGUGAUAACUUUCCCGUUCUUCACUGCAAAUUACUUGCAUCAUAAAUAAAUUUGACGAUCAAUGCUGUUAAUACAUUAUGUUAUAUUAAAAUGAAAUUUUCCAUUAAUUUUUAUUAAACUUGAACUGAAAGUUUCUAAAGAAAUGAAAAAAGAAACACAUGGUUGCUGAAACUUCAAGACCCAACACCGCUAAAAGUGCUGUCUUUUGAUUAGUUAAAAAUCAAAGUAUCUGUAUGCUAAAACUUUUAUAACAGAAGGUAGAAUACUACUUAAUUUGUAUUAGAAAUGGACAUCGACGCAAUAGCUUUGGAAGUAUUCAAUUAUUACCACUAUAUAUAUACACCAAAAUAGUUGAUAACUUGUGUUUCAGAAUGAAUUUAGAGGGCAUUUUAUGAUCGGAGUAUUCUCAUUUUAGGUUUAAAAACCUGGUAGAGUCCAUAUUAUAAAUUAUAUUAUUUUCCGUGUUAAAAAUCUCAUAGUUGAUUUUCCUCCCAUUUUCAAUAACAAAAUAAGACACACCUCUCCAGAACCCUAAACUUUCAAAAAUAGAAAAUGUGAAGAAUAAAAACUGGAAAUCAAAACUUUUUGAAUGGAAGUUGUCCUGGUGGAACCUCCAUGACCUAUAUACUGUGGAACACUAUGUCAGCCUUACCGCUAACCCAAAAUUAGACAAUUUUAAUAGGCCCUAACAGUAGUUUAGGAUUUUAUAAUAUAAAAAUUAUAUAUAAUAUUCACAACAUGGUAAUUCCCCUUCAUUUCAGGGAAAAUUGAUUUAUAAUUGAAAUUAAUAAUUCAAAUCAUUCUCUUAUUGUAGUAAUUGUCAUUUCCCUUUGGUCUUGAAAAGAAAAAAAAAUUUCUUUAAUAUUUUUAAAAUUAUAUAGGUGUUAUAGGUAAAUCAACUUAUAAAACUAUCUUUUCAUUACUUCAGUUAGAGUCUAAAAGUAAUUUUAGAACUUAUUUUAGAUACAUUAAUUAAUUAAGAAUUGCUUUGCAAAUAAGUUUGUUGUGCUUACUGUACUCCCUAACUUUCAUGCAUGAUAUAUAGCCCAGGAUUUUAAUUUAAAAACAAAAUAGGCCUAAGUUGAUAUUUUAUUCAUAUAGAAAAAAAAAUUUACAAAAUUUCUCAAAGUAUAUAAAAUUAAGUCUUGCCUACCUGAGAAUUAUUAUUUAAAAUAAUUUGUUUAAAUAUGCAAAUCAGUCUUGAAAAUGGUCUUGAAAUUAAAACUUAUUUAAAGUUAUAUGAUUUUUAUGUUUGAAAAGACCAAGAAAGUAAGGUUAAAUGUAAACAAAAUACAUACUCUUGAACAUAUGUAACUAACCUCAAAUUAAUAUUCAUUAAAUGUUAAAAGUAAAAGCAACCCUUAAUAUUUGUUCUAAUCAUGAUUUUAAUAAUAAUAAUGGUUUUAAAAUCAGAUGGGCAUGGCAAUGGGAGUUAGUCAUUUGUUUUUUCUUGCCUUGGUUUGCCUUUCUUGUCUUUUAUGUGGCUAAUGGCAACUAAAAUUUAACGUCAUGACUACAUAACUGAUAAUGGAGAUAUACCUUAUAAGUCUUUUAAAACGCUUUUAUUUUGAACAGAUUUUAAUGUUUUUUAACCCAUUCACAGUUUCUGAAAAUGUUAAUAUUUUAUCUUUUUUUCUUCUUUUUAAAAAAAAAAAAAAAAAAAAAAAAAAUAUAUAAAAAAAUAUAAAAAAAAUAUAAAAAAAAAACUUAUAAGUUUUUUAAAACGCUUUUAUUUUGAACAGAUUUUAAUGUUUUUUAACCCAUUCACAGUUUUUGAAAAAGUUAAUAUUUUUUCUUUUUUUUUUCUUUUUAAAAAAAAAAAAAAAAAAGAAAGAAAAUUGUUGAAAGAACUAUUAGCUACUUUAAAAAAAAAUUACAAAUUCAGUAGCAUUACAUUACAUGUAACUUCCUUUAAUUCUGAAUGGUUUUUAUUGCACAUCAUGUUACAUAGAAAAUAAAAUGCUUUUAUUCAACAAUACAAAUCCUUUUACAGCAGUUGAAAUCAUCAAUAUAAGCCUUGUCCAUCAUGGGACAUCACAAGCAGAGGACACCUGUCUAGGCAUAGUUACCAUACCUAUUCAGCAAUGGCAAGACUUGCGGUUGCCAACAUUACGGUCAAUAUUGAGACAGCAACUUUGUCAAGUAGUGCCACAGAGAUUUAUCUUUUAUACAAAAGCAAGGUAUUUAAUUAUAGGAAUACAUUACAGCCAUUAAUAUGAAGCACUUGAAGAUACUGUAGGCAGAUGUUUUGCCAAUAACUUUUUUUUUUUAGUGUGUUGAAUAUUACAUCUAAUAACUAACAAAUAAUUUAUCAUUAGAUGAUGUAACAUCAUUUUUUUCCUCAAAGCUAAAUCAUUCAAUUAUUUAUUUAAUAGCAAUAACUUAAAAUUCCUUGGUAAGUGCAACCUUAAUUGCAUAUUUCUUUUUAUGAUUUUUAGUUGUUUUUUGUUUGUUUUUUUGUCAUAGGUAUGAAAUACUCUAUGCCCAAGAGAAAGACAUUUUAUGUUCUCAAAUCUGUGAUUACAAUGGUACCAUAUUGAUAAGGGACAGUUACGGUAUGUCAAAUAUUUAGCUUAAGUACUAGAAAAAAAUGUUUAUAUUUUCUGUGUAUAUUUCUUAAAUGUGCUAAAGCUAAAUAAAGAAUUUUUUGGGCAGAGCCAUGUCAUUUCAUUUUUUGGGUCCUGAAAAUUGUUGCUAUUCUUGUGAUAUUGAUAACUGUUAGAAAAAAACAUAUAAUUUAUUAAGUAUAUGUUGAUUUUCAGCUUGGAUAGUUGUUAGUCUUCUUGCUUUAUUAAUGAAGCCAUCACUUGAAAUGAAUUUAAAAGGAAAAUAUUAAAAUAUUAAAAAAUAUUUGCUAUUGUGUAUUACUGUGAAAUACUAUAGUCAGAGAAAUCACUUUGAAGUGUACUGAGAAUUAAGUAUAAAUUUCAAACAAUAAAAAUAAAUGUUGUUACUUUCAUUGCUCUCCAUAGAAGCCACAGAUUCCUAAAUUAUAUUUGCAACUUUAGUCCUGACAUGAUAUUGCCACUGACUUAAAAAAACAGCGCAAUAUAUAUUUUUUACUUUAACCAAUAAUCUCCUUUACCUAUUAUGGCAUUUAAGUUGAAGGACAAUUUAUUGAGUGUGGUGACAUAAAAUGUACCAUAUAUCAUUUGUUAGCAAUUGUUUUAUCAAUUUGAAUGAAAGUUACCUUUUAAAGUUUUUGAAUGUUUCAGAUUUGCCAAAACUGUUUGUUAGAAAUCAUGAUGGUAGUGAGAUCUAUGGUCACAUUUUUAGUACAUUUUGUGCCACAUUAACUGACCUUCGCGACAUCAUAACAACAAAUGUAAGCUUAUAUUUUCCAUUUAUUAAUGUAAGUGGUUUACAAUACUGGAAAAAACAAACAGAAUUUAAAUUAAUAAACAUGUGAAAUAAAGUCAUUGAACUGUAAUUUGAUCAGAUCAUUUACCCAAAUUAAUUGAUGGUGUAUAAUUCUUUUAUUUUCCUUUCUUAUUCAGUGCUCAGAAAUUUCUGGCUCAUCAAGUAAGUUCCAUUUCAUGCACUCAGAUGGCUCCCUGGUACCUAUGGUUAUGGAAUCUCGUAUUUAUGUCUAUCAAAUUCUCAGAAAGCAUGAAGUAAGGAUAUUUGUCUCUGAACAUACCACAUGGGAACCAGGUGAUCAUCAGACACAGUUGAAACGGAAGUCUAUGGAAUCAGUAAUAGACCACUCACGAACUAAGACACUGAGGUAUUCCUUUAUUCUGAGUUAUUAACAAAUUAUGCAUUGAUUGCCUUAUCAAUGUAUUCAGCUUCUCUUUUUAAAAAAUUACAUUUUUUUCUGUAGUAUUAAGUUGUAGCCUCACCAUGUUUUUUUUCUGUAUUAUUUACCUGGAAUUUGAAACAUUUUUUUAUCUGUACUAUUUUCCAGGAGAUUACCAUUAUUAAAUUACGGGGGGGNGGGGGGGGGGGGAUUGGUUUAGAUGUGUUUCGUUUUUUCAAGGGCAUGCCCUUCAGAUAUUUCUUUCAUUAUAUUCCAGACUUUCAUUCACAUCCAGCAAAGACAUAGACAGAAAAUCUGCCGAUGUGACAGCUCCAAGUCCGCAAGUGAAUCAGGACCAUAAGCAGUUGCUGAUAAGCUAUGUCAGAGCUGAAGCAGCAGAACAUGCUAUUAACCUUAAAAGGAAAUUAACAGACAUAGGUUUCUCUGUCUAUCUUGUGAGUUUAUCAACAUAUAUAAGAAUGAGCCCCAUGUAGUUGUGUUACAGUCAGUUCAAUAACACAAAAAUAAAAGAUUCCCCAAAGUAGAAUAAACAGAGUGCAAAUUUUUGUUCAAUAGCUGUGAAAACUAAAUUCCUGCACAAUGUUGUAAAAAAAUUUUUACUUGGCAUAAGGAGGCAGGACAAAGUCCCUGAUACAGAGGUCCUGCAACACCCUGACUUUAUCAGCAUCCACACACUCCUACACAAAAGACUAGCCAGAUUGGCAGGGCAUGUUGUCAUAAUGCCAGACAGCAGACUUCCUAAAAAACUAAUAUUAAAUGAACUCUCCAGGGGGAAAUGCUCAUCUGAUGGGCAGAGAAAACACUUUAAGAAUUGUCUAAAAGUUUCACUCAAAUCCAUGAAUAUCAAUCUUAAUUGGUGGGAAACACUUGCUAUAGAUCGUUCAAGCUAGCCAGACAGAUUCAUUUUUGGAACACAAUUCUCUGAGAGUAAAGGCACCACUCACGCCCCAAGAAACCACUCAGCAAGGAAAAGCAGAAUCGAGUCCCAUAAAAAAACCUGUGUCCCUGUGUGGGAAAGCUUUCCAGGCACUUUAGGACUGGCAAGCCACCUGCAUACUCACAGUCAAAUAUAGCCUUGGUCAGCUUUGCAUGCAAAGGACGAAUAACGUUUUACGAAAAUCGAAUCAAUGCAAAUCCGAUAAAAUAAAUAUGCUUAUAUGUAAGAAUUAUUUUUCUAAAUUAGAAAUGAAAUCACUAUAAUAAUUAAACAAUAAUUUGUAAUUAUUUAUCUGAAUGUUAGCGUUAAAAUAUUUGUAUUCAAUUUACACUGCGAAAUCACAAUACAGUCAAUGCCCGAUUUUCAUGUGAUCAAGAUCGUUACCAAAGCCAGAGUGCUAAAUAAAACGAGAUUGACACAAUACUAUCAUUUGUGUAUUACUAUUAUUAAUUUAAAAGCAAAUAUAAUUGUAAAAUUAUAGUAGUAGUAGUUAAAGUAUUAACCUCAAGUGAAAUUGUAUUUUGUUUAAGACAUUCUAUUAUUACAGUACCCUUAAAUUAAAAUAUGAAAGGGCUUUUUUCCUCAUUAUUAUUGUAACUAAUUAAGGGAUCGGAUUUACUAUUUCCUAAAUAUACAUUUCAACGGCUUUGAAAAUUGUCUUAUUUUUUAGGAUGCCAUAAAUUAAAACUCGAUUCCGUUAUUACAUGAAAAUUGUAUUUUUAGAUGUGAUGACUGCACAAUAGCGGAUGGAAAGUAGUGCAAUAUGCCUUUCAUUAUUACCCUGAAAAAACCAGUUCAUAUCUCCUAGUGUUUAAUAUUUAAAUAAAUUGUUGGUAAAAAAUGUAUUUAAUCAAUAAAAAAUGUGCUUCUAUUGGGAUAGUUUUCUAUUCUUAGUAUUAGAAGAAAAGCUUCAGUUUUAAAGAUGUAUUUUUCCUCUCUUAAGUGUGUUAAUACUGAGAGUUUUAUCACCAUUUACAGGAUGUACAUGAAAUCAAGUCAGGACUAGACUGGCAGGACUCGCUCAACUAUGCAGUCAGUAAUUGUGAAGUGUUUAUUCCGCUGGUAACCCCUCGGUAUGGAGAGACACAGUGGACCAACAGAGAGGUAUAAAAGAGGUUAAAGUUGAGACGAAAAAAUAAUGCUUUUUUUAUUAUGCCAAAUUUGUAUCUAACAAUGCUAAAGAAUUCAUUUCUUGAAUUGAAUUUUUAAAUAACUAAAUGUAUGUAAACAUUAACUUCAUUAUUUUUGCCAAACAUAUUUUUUUACCUAAAAUUUUAAUGUUUCUUUAUGUUUUGUAGGUUAAACUUGCGGAUGUUUUGGGAAAACCAAUAAUCCCUAUCAGUUUUCUUGAAGAAUGGCCACCUCGAUGUCUUGCCAUUCAGUUUGCUACAACCCAGUACAUAUGGUGGAAAUCCCCUCAACAAAUUCAAGAAGGUCUAAGACAUUUUACAACUUUUCUGUCUCUAAACAUGAAUAUGAAAGUAGUAAAAUUUGGACAGAAUUAAACCACUUUUAGAAAACAUUAGCCCACUUUUGGAGGAAGCGGUUUGACCCUAAGACUAAAACAUUAGUUAAAAUUGUAAGAAUUUUCUCUGUUAGUUUGUUGAGAAGGCUUAUUAUGUUAGCUCUAAGUCUUUCAAAGUUUUACAAAACCAUACUUAUAAUUAAUUCUAUUCUAUUACAUUAAUGCAGUUGAUGCUGAUAUAAUUGGGGUGGGGGGGGGGGAGAAUGUAGUUUGAAUAGAAAAAUGAUAGAUCUUGUGUUGGAUCAAUCAUAAUUUUAUUUCAUGUCCUAGGUAUCUCACAGUCAGCACUGUGUGUUUGAUUGAUGUAUGCUUUUAGCAUUAAUAAUUACAUAUUCAUAUUAAAUGUUUCUAAAAAUAGAAAUAAAAUCUGGUAGAGAAACAGAGGCACGUGAUAUUCGUUUAUGGGAUUCAGGCUACAUUGAAGGUGUUGCCAAAGAGAUUGAAACACGUCUUAAGACUUUGAAAUCUGGAGCAGUUUCUAUGUCUAAACCUGCUUUGACAAGAAUGGUGAGAAUUACUCAACUAACGAAGCUUGAUAUUUGUUCAAAGCAAACUUUAGUCUGCUUUCAUAUUAGUUCUAAAUUUUAACAAUACUACUCUGAUAGUUAUGUAGCUCUAUUGAAUUGGCCUUUUUAAAAUGCUUUAAAAAAUUGCCAUGGUCAAGAAAGUUAAUUUUUAACAUUUAAUUAUUGAAAUUCUGCAUUUCAGAAAACUCUGAUGAAAACAUUUGCUGGUCGCCUGCCUGCCAAUGCUGCUCCAGUGCUUAGUACCCAUGACACAGAAGAAACAGCUGGUCCUAAGAUUGUCAUAUGUGUUCACCCUGAUCAAGCUAAUUUUGUAAGUACUGUGGUCUUAAUAUAUUUGAUUAUGAUACUAUUAAAUGAGACAGAGUUUUUUUUAAAAAGAUGAUUAAUAAAGAUAAUUUUAUCAAAUUAAUUUUAAAUUUAAAGAAGCACAAUGAACAUAAAUAAAGUAUUUAAUGUGAUCGUUUAAUUUUUUUAAUGCUGCCUACUAAGAAUUAAAUUUAAACAACACUCGUAAAAUUAAAUAACACAAGGAAAGUUUAAAUAUUCCUUUUGAUAUUGAUGAUGUAAAUAUGAAAUCUAAAGUUUGAUGCUUUCCUCAGGGUUUCGAAAUGAAAGGCUGGUUGGAAGAAGUUGGUCACUCAACUUGGGUCUCUGCAGUCAAAGGUGAACCAUUGAAUUUGGGAGAUGCUGAUGUUAUUAGAGCUAGCCAAGUUGGUAUGUGGCUAUUCAAACAAUUUUAUACUAAAUACAUAUAUGUAUUUCAGAAGUAACAGUAAACUCUUUCUAUGCCCCUUAGAUAUGUCAUCUUAUUUUAUAACAAAAUUAUAGCAAAUAGGCCUAUCUCUUAAUGUUAAAAUAAUGUUAGAGUUGUAAGGACAUCCAUCAAUAAUAUUCACCAGGUAAUCAAUGGGCAAUAUCUUUAUUAGAGAAUAUCAAAUAUUUCAUAUGCAAUAUACGUUUGCAAUUAUAGAUAAUCAAUUUGCAUACAAAUUUAUCUGUAUGUUUGUUUGUUCCUUCAAAUAAAAAUUACAGUUGACUUGAUUGAACUGAAAAAGGAAACAUCUAAGAAUAUUGCAGUCAACAGCGGCCUCUACAUCACACCGCAACAAGUCAAAGUUUUCCAGGAAGCUGUGGACAAGGCUGUAUUAGUUGUUAUCAUUUUGUCAAAAGCAUUCACUCAGUCAAAGCUUUGUCUCCAACAGGUAACAACACCUUUUCCAGAGUUUUGUGUUUAGUAGUCGCUCUAAACCUGAAAACAGAUUGAGAACAGUUGAAAACAUCUUCAGCUACAUGUAAAACCAAUCAUGGAUUUUUAUAGAAAGUGACUCUAAUGAGUUUAUUUUAUUUUAAUUAGACUUGCAUUUCCUUAGAUGAAUGAAACAAGACAUGAAGUUUUAGAUGCUGACCAAUUUCUGUAACUGAAGAAUGCUAAAGAUAGCCACAUGAGAUUGCUUUAAAACAUUAACACAACCUUUCUUUGUGUGAGACAUAAAAUAAUAUUAUAUUGUGUAAAGAUGUCUUUAAAUUGUUAAUUAAUAUAUUUUGUCCCUUACUGUUUGUUUUUAAAAUAACUUUGUCCCUUACCCUGAUAAAUUUGUACAUGAUAAUUUGAUGCAAUGGGAAACAGAAUUAUUAAUGUUCUGCAGAUCCUGAGAUUUAGUUUUUAUUGGCAGCUAAAACAAAUUAUUUUUUUCCAGUAUAACUUGUUAAAAAUCUUCUAUUUUUGUACAUUUAUAAUUAUGACUUUUCCUAUCUGGCAGGUAUUCUACUGUGAACACCGUAAGCAGCUACUUCCUGUUGUAUUUGAUGAAUUUAAAUUUCCAUGUUGGCUCAAAAUGCUGAUCAGAGCAAAAAGGAUACUGGUAAUUUUUUUAGCAUUUUAUAUCUUUGUCUGUCUUAAAGAAAUGGAAUAUUAUCUCCUUUUUUUUUGAAAUUGUAAAUGUGAAAGAUAUAUAUAUGUACGUCACAUGUUUUAAAAUAAUUUUAUAGAUGUGUAAACAUUUUUAAUUGAAAGAUUUGUUUUGAUCUGUAGAAAUCAAACAUGCCAGAAUUCCGAAAGGCCUUUCUAAUGCAAGUUGAAAGAGGUUUAGACCCGACUGCCAAGAACUGCCUUGAGACCGAUAGUCAGGAGGCAAACAUUGCUCUUGCUGUAAGUUUUAGUAAAAAUACUCAUGUGUAGGAGUGUGUUAACUGAAGAUAUUAACAAUUAUACUAUUGAAUUCAUUGACAUUAUUGUUAGUCAUUAAAAUUUUGAUACUACAGAAUUCAAACCUAUUCCUCAAUGUAACCGUACUGAAAGCAAAUUUUAAGAGACAUUUAACUUUUGUACAUUAACUCAUAAUAACAACUUUAGUCUAUCAACUAGUAGAAACCAGCUGCCAAAAUUAAUAAGAAGUUCAUGGAGUGAAGAAUGGACUGAGUGAAUUUAAAAUAAUGUGUUAACGUUGCUAAAGUUUUAAUAUUAAUAUAUGUUGUCUCUCAUAAAGGUCAGUGUGGCUUACUACGAUUAAAUUUUCUAACAAAUUUUUAUCCAGGUCCAUUACCUUAGGAAAUCGUUGCAAGUUAAGGAAUGUGUGUAUGUGACUGGGUCCUCAAAGAUCCUUAGUUCCAGAACAGAAGAAGUUUGCAAGUAAGAACUGUGAUAUAUGAGCUUGUUAUUUAUGUAGAAAAUACUCUGUUACAAAUAAAACAAUGUAGCAUGUUAGGCUACUUAAUAUAUAAAAAACACUUUUGGAUAAAAUUCACGUUUAAAUAAGUGGUUAAAUUUGGGGUUAAUAUUAAUAAAAUAAAUAUUCGGUUAAUAUUGAAUAAUAGAUCGGAACUCUGGACCUAAAAUUAUGGGCUUACUGCUGCCUUAAUCUUAACUUGCAAAUAGAUUUCUCUCAUGCUUGUCCCUUUCAACAGAAAUUGAUAAUUCUUUAAAUUAAUUAUGGUAUUCAAUCUAUUGUAUCAACUUGACAGGGCCAUUGGAACCCACUUGGCCAAAUUAGAAAACAUAUUUAUUGUAACUGGAGGCUGCUAUGGAACAAGUGAAAUGGUAGCUCGAGUAUUUGAUGAAGAUUGCAGCACACAAGCAGAGAGAUCAGCAGUGUGGCAUGUUUUGCCUGAACAAGACUCUCAGGUACUAACCUGGCUUUUAAUGGGUUUUUUUCCUCUGCAUUAAAAUUGUUACAUUAUUUACUAAUGAAUUGUCAGGCAUUAAAUCAUACAUAAUUGUUUUACUACUUACCAUUGUAAACCAUUGUAAGGUAACUUUAAAACAUCAUUCACUAUUUCUCAGGAUGUCAGUGAACAGUACAACCAGAGCUCAGAUGGAACUUUUGGAUUGAAAGAUUUUGGCAAAACUUUGUUCUGUGGCAAUAGUGUUUGGGAAAAAGAGGUUAUUGCUGGCAGAUGUUUCCAGAUUUGUUUGCUCAUAGAAGGUAAGACACCCCAGGGAUUAAGUUGAUUAAUUAUACUAUUUCAUUACAACAGAAGUUAGUAUAAAAUAUAGGUUUAAGAUACAUUUUAAUAAGUCAAUUGGAGAAACAUAUACAACCAUUUUAAAAACAAACCUUUAAUUUUUUAAAUUCUGAAUUAUCGUGGUGAAUAGAAAAUUUGUAGCAAAAUGAGAGAUGCUUUUAUAAAGAUAAUUUAAACAGCUCAGAAAAAAUAACAAAAUCAGUUUUGCAAUUUUUAUAUCAAACUCACCUCAUACCAAUGCAGAAAUAAACUGGACUCAUAAAGCAUGGUUUAGAAAUUAUAUUGAUAUCUUCAAAUGAUUGUCAGUAAAAUAUUACAUUUUAAUGUUUCAACAUGUGAUAUGGUAAUUAAAUUGAUUUGUGUUGGCAUCAAUUAAUUGUUUUCAAAUGUGUAUGCAGGUGGGCCCCACUCAGCCCAUGAAGUAGAGGAGUUUGUGUGGAGUGACCACAUAGUGGUCCCAGUCUGUUGUUCUAAUGGGAAUGCUGUGGGAGAUGUUAAAGUCACUGACAAGAUGUAUCAGGUUAGACAAUUUUAAUAUGAAAUAAUAUUUCUGAUCAGCCUAAAUAAAACAGUAUAGUCAAGAUUUAGUUAAAAGAUGACAUACUCAUUUAAGAUGCUAUGGCUAAUGCCUUCCCCAAUACAACAAAAUACAAACUUGUACAAUAUUUAUAUAUAUCUUACCAUUAAAUAAUUUUUAAAAAAGAAGAAGAGUAGGCACAACUCCCUCACAAAAUCAAAAUAUUUAAACAUGUAUAUUAUUCAUCAGCUUGAUUAUCUUGUUUUUAUCUAGUUUAAAAUUUUCAUCUUGUUAUUUUUCUUUUUUAAGAUGCCCCCUGGUGUAACUGAGCGAGAUUGGAAAUGUCUUAAUGAUAAGUCAACUCCUCCGGAUGAGGUGGGCAUGGCUGUUUCAAGAGUCAUCACCAGCUUACUUCAACACUUCCACACCCAGGACGACAGUCCGGUUAAACAUCAACUUCGGCAGACUGGCUCAAUACCAGAGGAAGCAGAACAUGAAAAUGUUGAGCCUACCCUAUCUUUUGCUAGUGAUUCUGCAAAUGUAUCCCCUCGAAAAAAAAGCCCAGGUUGGGUAACAAAGCUGCGUAGCUUGCAAACCAUAAUUCAUCCACAUUAACAUAAUUUCAAUGUGUGGAGGCAUGUCAUUUUAUUUAAUCCCAUUGUCUAUUUUAACUGUAUAAAUGAAACUUUUUCAGUUAACAGUAUUUUACUUCUUUAACAAUUCUUAAACAGAACAUUUAAGUUUUUUUUAUUAGUCGGCUAAAUGUUUCCUAGUGGCUAAAUCAUUCACAAUGUUAAGAAGCAGAUAUUAUUAAAUGUCAUUCAGCAAGAAGUAAUUGUUACGUGGAACCACAAUUUAAAAGCACACAGAAAUAGUAGACAAGACAAAGUUUAGUGACAAGGCCACUGAGAGUAUUUGUUAAAUGAACUGGCAUUUUAUUGUAUGUUGGCUUUAAUUUGUACAAAAGAAAUCAUGUUUUAAAAUUUUUUCACACACUGGAUGUGUUUCAUUUAAGUCUCUCAGUAUUUAUUACGUUAUUUAGAGAUGUAACAGUUAUAUCUUAUGGUAGCUUUAAUGAUUUUUAUUGGACCACUUACAGCCAGGGAAACCCACACAAAGUAUUGAUAACUUUUAGUCUUUACAAAGUCAGAUAUCUGCUUUUUUCCCAAAUUUCCUGUUGUAAAAAUGUAUUUUGACAAUCCAACUUAGUAUUUUACCCAACUCUUAUUGCAAGCAGAGCACAUAUUGCUUUUUUUUAUAUAAAAUUGCCUUAAUUAAUAAGUCUACUAUCUGCCUUAAUUACACUAUAUUUUAUGAUAAAUUUCAGAUUUUUGUCCACUUGUUAUACAGAUGUUUUUAAAGGUUGUUAUUUUUUAAAUUUGUCUCAUGAAAGUAGUGAAUCCUAUCAUUUAUUUGUCACAACGAAAAGUAUCACCAAAUCUGUGUUGUGCCCUUUUAAUCUGUUCAUGUUUUCACUAUCCUAAACCUUAUUUUUGGUCACUGGGUAUUUUUAGUUAAUGCUUUAAUCAAUGAUUUGGAUUGGCCUUUUUUGACUUUUAUCCAAUGAGAUCAUCCUUAAUUGUGACAUAAUAAUCAUCGGUGAGUUUGUCAUUCAUUUGAUCAAGGGCAGACUUUUAUACUUUUUUUAAACUUUUAUUUUUACCUAAUCUUUUGUUUUGGUUUCUAGGAUUUCUCAUUUUGAUCAAAUGUAAAUUUUUUAAAAUGUAUAUAUUCAUGAAAAUUUUAUAUUCAAGCAUUAUAAUAAAAGUUCUAUAAAACUGUUCCUG